Colletotrichum godetiae is the source of this 1493-nucleotide messenger RNA. RefSeq lists its product as uncharacterized. The record is from RefSeq and is a predicted model, not a curated record. Bases 289 to 1473 code for a protein of 394 amino acids. NCBI's taxonomy places the organism in Eukaryota, Fungi, Ascomycota, Sordariomycetes, Glomerellales, Glomerellaceae. The transcript is spliced from 3 exons.
GCAAGUACUUGCAGCUUCAGUUGAAUGCGCCGGAGUCUGGAAUUAAUUUCGAGGCUGGAGGCGAAGUGCCAAGGUGGCGCUGAGGCCCGGUGUCAUCCCAACGGCGAGAAUCCGAUGAACAGGCUUGUGUCUUCCAUCAGUCGAUGAUGCGUUGCCGCAUACCUGAAGACACGGCGUGCCUUGGAUGGCCAAUUUUAUCAAUGCCCCUCUCCCUCUAAACAAACCUGGGUGUUGACAUCUUUCUCAGUCGUCCAAUGCCACAUUUCAAACAAUCCACUUGCUCAGAGAAUGGAGUUUGUCUCGAACCCGGGGGAGAAUGAGGGACCCACGGUGUUGGUAGCAACACUAACAGUCACCUGCGUGGCAUUGAUUGUCGUAGCAGCUCGCCUUUGGGUGCGCCUUGGCAUGAUUCAUAGCUUUGGAUUCGAUGACGGGUUCAUGACAUCCGCGAUGGCCAUCGCAGUUGCAGGUCAAGGUGUCCUGAUCGUGCAGGUUCUUCACGGAGUUGGCCGCCAUGUAGGAGACAUAGACUUCAUGAACGAUUAUCCGAUAGCGAUGAAGAUGGCUUUCGUUUCUCAACCCCUUUUCCUUGCCGCCAUCUGUUUGGUCAAGCUUGCCGUUGGGUCAUCUCUACAUCGAAUCGCUUCCAAAAGGCUGUACAAGAACCUCAUCACUGGUGUCAUGGCCUUCAUGACUGCUUACACAAUCGCCUGCGUUUUCACCAUCAUCUUUCAAUGCACCGAUGUAAGAGCAUUCUGGGACUUUAACGUCAAAGCAACCUGCUGGGAUGUCAAUACCAUCAAGGGCCUAUCCUACGCGAACUCCUCGAUGAACAUACUCACCGACCUUCUGUUCGGAAUAGCUAUUCCCGCGCCUAUGCUCUGGAGCCUCAACGUCCCGCGAAGAGUUCGAAUAUCCCUUAUGAUGGUGCUCGGUCUGGGCGUGUUUGCAUGCGCAGCAGCUUGCGCCAAAGUCUAUUACAUCGUCACGAGCUAUGGAAGGGCCUUCGAUCCAACCUGGGAUUCGCGAGAUAUCCAGACGUGGACCGUAAUCGAAGCCAAUGUCGGAAUCAUAGCUGGAAGUCUGCCAACUCUACGACCUCUAUUCAAGGACUUCCUGGGCAGCAUCUACGGGAAGGGAUCAAAAGCGCCAACAGGAGGAGUAUACUAUGGCCGUGGCACGCUGCGCAGUGGAAGUAAUUGGCAGACCCUGUCAAACACUCAGUGGCCGACCAAGCCGGGCGAAGACAGCGGCGAGAAGAUUCCCAGGAACCCCAGAGAUCGGGCAGGGAAUGACUACGAGUUGGAGACAUACGCCGCUCGGCCUGUUGGAACAACCACCGUCGCGGCUAGGACCGGGGGCGAUGACAGUGAUAUGAGUGAGGACAAGGAUGAGUUGCGGGACAGCUUGAGCGAUGGGCGGGGGAUCAAGAAGACCACAGUGACAACUGUCAUGUACACCAGCUCUCCAUAGUUGUGAACGUUGAGCCGGUU